This is a messenger RNA of Marchantia polymorpha subsp. ruderalis, 698 nucleotides long. Lineage: Eukaryota; Viridiplantae; Streptophyta; Marchantiopsida; Marchantiales; Marchantiaceae. The record is from the annotation of a GenBank genome assembly.
UCCAUCUUUUGUCCUCUCUUAGACAUCUAAAAUAGUUCAGUUUGCUUGCUUUUAUCACAGUGAGAAUUCUUCUGUUUACUGCAAUGGAUUCUGAAAAUUUCAAGAUGAACGUGAGAAGAAAGACGCGGGCUCAACUGACAAAGGAGUCAGUAUUUCUUAAGAGAGAUGCUUGGAAUCAUCUGGAGAAAAUACACACAUUCCCAUGUCUCAUCAAAGGCCCCAACAUAUUCAGAGUGAUGGACAAAACAAGUGUUCAUCAUUGUUUUUUGAUGGGCCUUGAUCCUACAUUCUGCAGACUGUUUCUUCCUGGAGAAGAUACAAACGUCACGCUCAUAUACGACAAGGACGAAACCAGUUGGCCUGUGAAGUUCUUCUCUCGUCGUCGUCUCUUCAGUGGAGGCUGGAUAAAAUUUGUCAAGGCGUACGGAUUUGAAGUGGGACAACUUCUGAAUUUUGAGGUAGAAAGUCCUAAAACACUCAGAGUGAGAUCGUACGACAAUCUUGGACCAAAUUGUGUCCGCUCUAGAGAGCAAAUAGAAGCAAAGAUUCGCCGCCCAAAACCAGAUCCCAUAGUGAUGAAAGUGGUAGAGUAUCCUGAAGGUCCUAGACUGUGCAUCAUUCCAAGAGAUUAAGCUGAGAUUACAUGUAAGCAAGUACAUAUACACGUAUGGUUUAGAAAUCACAAGUGUUAGAUGAGG